Caretta caretta (loggerhead turtle) is the source of this 1967-nucleotide messenger RNA. RefSeq names its product translocase of outer mitochondrial membrane 40 like (gene TOMM40L). Gene Ontology annotation, molecular function: transmembrane protein transporter activity. Gene Ontology annotation, biological process: protein import into mitochondrial matrix. Gene Ontology annotation, cellular component: mitochondrial outer membrane. NCBI's taxonomy places the organism in Eukaryota, Metazoa, Chordata, Testudines, Cheloniidae. The record is from RefSeq and is a predicted model, not a curated record.
GCGGAGCGCGGGGGCCGGGCCGUGUGAGCGCCGGGCGCGGGGCAGCAGGGGGCGGCAACACCUAGAGGCACCGUGCGGGGCAGACCCCCGGCCUGGGAGCCCCCCAAUCCCUGCCUGGGGAGCCCCCAGCAUCCAGCCCCCCAACCCCUGCCCGGGGAGCCCCCAAACCCCAGCGAGCCCCCAACCCCUGCCUGGGGAGCCCCCAGCAUCCAGCCCCCCAACCCCUGCCCGGGGAGCCCCCAAACCCUAGCGAGUCCCCCAACCCCUGCCUGGGGAGCCCCCAGCAUCCAGCCCCCCAACCCCUGCCCGGGGUGCUCCCAAACCCCAAAGAGUCCCCCAACCCCUGCCUGUGGAACCCCCAGCAUCCAGCCCCCCAACCCCUGCCCGGGGAGCCCCCAAACCCUAGCGGGUCCCCCAACCCCUGCCUGGGGAGAUCCUUCUAUACCAGCCCCCCAAACCCCUACAUCCCCUCCCUUGCAACCCCACUGCCCCCUGCCAACUAGCUCUUCAUCCCCCACCUAGGGCUUCCCCCCCAACAACUAGCCCCCCGUUCCCUCUUCCCCCUUGUCUUGUGGGCAGUUAUCCCCUCUCUCCACCUCAGGGCACCUCGUGCAUCCCAGCUCCUGUGGGCAGCCACCCUCCGUCCCGGGCUCUGAGUUGUGCUGACCCAAGGGCCGGGGGAGUGGGGACACGAUCUCAGCCCAGCUCCGUGCAGGUGUCAGACCCCGCUGGGUGUCAUGUGCAUAGGGUCCCAGGGGCUGGGGGCAGCUGGGUGUGCUCUGACUGGGGAACCCGUGGCGCCUGUUGAUCCCAAACUCUCCGGGCCUUCCCUCCUCAGACUGGAGGCAGGGAUUUGAGGGUGGGUUGGAGGGCGGUUACACUCCUGUGUCCCAGGGCCAGGCGGCGCGGCCUGAGGGGUGAUGGGGAACGUGCUGGGACCAGUGCUCGACUUGCACAGACCGCUGCGCCGGGAGGAGCCGCUUACCAACCCGGGUAGCUUCGAUGAGCUCCACCGGAAAUGCAAAGAAGUCUUCCCCCAGCAGAUGGAAGGGGUGAAGCUGAUCAUCAACAAGGCCCUGAGCAGCCACUUCCAGGUCACCCACACCAUUCACAUGAGCACAGUCGGCCAGUCCAGCUACCACUUCAACACCACCUACGUAGGGGACCGGCAGCUCAGUCCCACCGAGACCUUCCCCAUGCUCGUCGGGGACAUCGACAGUGGUGGGAGCCUCAACGCUCAGGUGCUGCACCUGGUGGUGGAGCGGAUCCGCACCAAGGCCGUCUUCCAGACGCAGCAGGCCCGGUUCGUGACGUGGCAGUUCGACGGGGAGCUCCGUGGCGACGACUACACGGCCACGCUAACGCUGGGCAACCCCGACGUGCUCAGCCAAUCAGUCAUUGUGGUGGCUCACUUCCUGCAGAGCGUGACCUCACGGCUGGUGCUGGGCGGGGAGAUGGUGUAUCACCGGCGCCCGGGCGAGGAGGGCGCCAUCGUCACCUUGGCAGGGAAGUACACGGCUCUCAAGUGGGUGGCGACGCUGAACAUUGGUUAUGGCGGUGCCCAUGCCAGCUACUAUCACAGAGCCAAUGAGCAGGUGCAGGUCGGGGUGGAGUUGGAGGCCAACACCCGGCUACAGGACACGACCUUCGCCUUUGGCUACCAGCUCAACCUGCCCAAGGCCAACAUGGUCUUCCGAGGCCUCCUGGACAGUAACUGGUGCGUGGGGGGCGUCCUGGAGAAGAAGCUACCACCUCUGCCUGUCACCCUGGCCCUGGGCGCCUUCCUCAACCACUGGAAGAACCGCUUCCAUUGCGGCUUCAGCGUCAUCGUGGGCUGAGGGGGCAGUGCCGUCGCGGGGCUCCCGGCUCUCGGCCCAGCCGGUGGGGGCAGGGCAGAGCAGAGCCUGGCGCCAAGUGGAUUCUGACUGGUUUGCUCCGGUGGGAGCAGGAUCCUGGCCAUGUGCGUG